Molecule: messenger RNA, 1093 nt
Organism: Rhea pennata
Lineage: Eukaryota; Metazoa; Chordata; Aves; Rheiformes; Rheidae
Product: transmembrane protein 14C-like
Exons: 5
Coding region: 142-525 (127 amino acids)
Biological process (GO): regulation of heme biosynthetic process
Cellular component (GO): mitochondrial membrane
Source: RefSeq, a predicted model, not a curated record
GGUCAAAGAAAUCUGAAAAAUGAUUGAGCCAAAUCUAGAGACAGGAUUGCAGUCUGUCUUAAGGAUAUAAAAUAGGACAUAACUCCAGAUGAGGUCCGAGUAUGCUCUGACACUGAAACAAAAACAUUCUCCAUUCUUGUUAUGGUGAGUGACAGAGGGGAGCCAACAGGGCAGAGAGAGAGGACAAGUCGGCAGGGAGAAAGCUUCUCCUGUGUCAGGGUGAACAUGGAUGACACUGGCAAAGUAGAUAGAGCCAUGGCUGCAAAUCACAGCCUGGGAAGCAGCCUCUCGGCAGAGCCUCAAGUGACUUCAGCAGCUCUGGCAGCUGUGGUUUCCAGCAUGGCUGUGGACUGGCUCGGCUUUGGCUAUGCUGCCCUGGUGGCAACAGGAGGGCUUAUUGGCUAUGCAAAAGCAGGUAGUGUCCCAUCUCUAGCUGCUGGCCUUCUCUUUGGGAGUUUUGCUGGACUGGGUGCCUAUCAGCUCUCACAGAAUCCAAAUAAUGUAUGGAUUUCUCUGAUUUGCUAAUGGUUGGAAGAUUAGCACUGAAAAUGAUGGAAAAACCACACGAUAAGUAGUUUUGCAGCUUAAUCUCUGAAUAAGGAAACCUGAGAAUGAAGAUGCAGGAAUGCAGAAGAAAAAGGAUGGAAAAGUUUUCUAUAUCAAGACAGCUUAUUUUUUAAUAAUGGGAAAGAAAAUUAUGAGAGUUUUUUUUAUAUAUAUACAAGAUGCCAUUUGUUUCAAAGAUCAUUUGUAGAGCUGUUGUUGUGUGGUAAGAUACUGGUCUUGGUUUCCAAACACAUCUCAGUGUAUUUCAACUCUUCCAGUUUUUAUAUUCCAAAAUAAACUGAUGACAUGUAUGAAGCAGGGAGGACUCAUAUUUAAGAAAGUAUCCAUAAAGAGUCACAUGAGUGGCUGGCCAAAUACAGCACUAUGGUAUCUCAUGCCUUUUAUCCUGCGUGUUACAGUAUGCUUUCCCUGCUUGCAUUCUAAGUUGUAAGACCAUAAGUGUAUAACACCAAACAGAUCUUUUUAUUGUGGAAUGAUGUUAAAAGAGAAUGGCUCUUCUACAAAUAAAAUCUGUUAUAAGACUUUA